AUGGCCUCUCGCAAGAUCAUCUCCGUUGUCUUCUUCGUCGCUCUCUCCUUCUCUAAUAUGAUAGAUAUCGGUGUAGCUUCUUCACGUCUUCUCCUCCAGCUGCCUCAGAUUCCUAAUCUGCCGAAUCCCGGGACAGUGGGAUUGCCUCCGUUGCCAUUUCCGACUGCUCAGCCUUCCCCCCCGACGGUCCUAACCGCUCUCCCUCCGCUUCCGAAGGUGGCGUUGCCUCAACUCCCGACGACAAUGCCAUCCCUUCCCACCAAUUUCCCGUCCAUCCCUUUCCUCUCCCCGCCUCCUUCCGCUUCUGCUUCUACUCGUCCUUGA
Molecule: messenger RNA, 324 nt
Organism: Tarenaya hassleriana
Lineage: Eukaryota; Viridiplantae; Streptophyta; Magnoliopsida; Brassicales; Cleomaceae
Product: proline-rich receptor-like protein kinase PERK2
Exons: 1
Coding region: 1-324 (107 amino acids)
Source: RefSeq, a predicted model, not a curated record